ACAUUUUUCUUUUGCAAUGGUUAAUACAAUUCUAUGCUAGUUACGUAGUGGAGUCGAUUCUAGUAUUCCUAUAAAACAUCCAGUAUAUGAAUGGAAUUAUAAUUAUAAUAAAAGACUAAGAGAAAAGAGAGUUAAAAGUUCUCCGAGUUCAAUACUUGUAAAAUCAUAAAUAAAUAAAUAAAAACUUGUUGGUAGAACGUGUCAGCAAAGUUAUCUUCCCCUUGUUUAUAUUGUUUGGCACAAGGGUGCGUUAUAUGCGAAACCUUACUGUUUACGUAUGGCGCACAUGUAGCACUAAUGUUUCCCACAAAAUGGAUUUGCCCGUUAUUGUGCACGAAUUAAGGACUCUAAAUGAACAAUACAAGAAAAGAGUAACUGAUAAAGAACAAGCUACAGCGGUUUAUUGCAAGGGUUUCUGCACGAUCUUACAAAAGUUUCUAGACAAACACAACGACAGCUAUGAAGAGUAUGUUUUCUCCCUGUGUAUUUUCCUCUGCCACUAUGCUGCCAGCUAUGGAGAGCUGGCAGUUUAUGAUUCCAAAGAGAAAAUUUGUCAGCAAUUAUUUAGACUAUGUAUUAAAGCAGUAUUGGAUGUCAAGUGGAGAGAAUUAUCUAAUGAAAAUACAUGUCGGCAGAAGUUCCGAGAAACUGUGGAUGCUGUCCACACACAACUGGAGCGGUUCAAUUAUGGUAAAUUCCAGCUGAUUAAGAAACUGAUGGAGACCCACUGGGAUCAUCCAACUCUUAACCGGAUCAUGGCUGGUGCUGAUGAUCUUGAAGAAAGUGAAGUAAUGGAAUACUUUGCUGAAGAAGACCCCAUGGUGCUAAAAGUCCGAGUUGAGAUGCUGUUAGAUGAAAAUUGUGAAGAAUUUGCCAUGAAUCUUUGUAGAUGGUGUUUUCUUCAUCCUGAACUUGCUGACAAUGUACAGUUGCGUGAGACUCAACUUUUAAUGCUUUACCGUUCUGCAAAUGUAGAAAAACUACAAGAGGAUUGUUCAAAGAUCUCUUGUGAGAUGGCAGUGCAAAUCAUCAAGAAUUUACAAGAUUGUGAAGCACAUCAGGGAUUUUGUGUGAUGAUAGCUCAAACAUUUCUUGUGCAGAAUUGGUUAAGAGGAGUAUCUGCUGAUAGUGGUACCAAGACAUUGUUGAAAUUAUGGAUACGACUCCAAUACCUGGUUGACGGUGAUUUGGACAAGUUUUCUGACAGUGUUUGGGCCAUUGCCAAACUAUCACAACACACUGAACAAAUAACAUUCCUUGUGGAGUCUCUACGAGAAGAGGCUGGAGAUACAUUUCUGCAAUUGAACACCAAUUUAUGUAUCUAUGCUUUCAAUUUGGACAAAGGUUGUUUAGAACAAGCUGUUGCAGAUAAGGAUAUGGAGUUGAUUCUUUGCCGAAAUGUAGCACUUUCCAAAACCAGCCAAAUGAUCAUGAAUCUUUAUGAUGGUCUCAGUCAAAAACUUGCUAAACUGUCAGGACUCACAGCUUUUGCUCUUGAUCCUAGUGAAGAAAAUUUUGAGAUUGUCUACUCAAUAUUCCAUUCUAAUAAUAAUAACUCUAAUUCAUCUUCGUUAGGUGGCAGUAGCAAUCACAAUGAUAUUGAUGGUAGCAGCCCUAAUAAGUAUGUCAACAAACUUACAAACAUGCUUGAUGGCUUGCAUGUAAGUCCAACGAAAGAGGUGAAAAAAUCCAAAGAGAAACAACGGACACAACGCAACAGGCACUCUAUGUCCCAUCGUACUGUUGACAAUGUGGAAUACUGCAAUUUGUCUGUGAAUCCAGCCAAUCUAUAUGAAAUAGAACGACUGCUCAAUAAUAUAUGUCCGUUUCACCUGGAUAUAGAAAUGUCAUUUAGUGAUUUGCAUGCCAUGUGUAUGGAACAUCUGACGCAACAUCAAGAAAUGUUAAUGGUUCUUCAUGAAGAAAGCACUGAUGAAUGUAGUGAAUUUUCUAACUUUGAUGAAGAGCAGCCCCUCUCUGAAGCAGCAGUUCAGAAUAAUGAAACGGCUGCCUUUACUGAACAAUGUUCUCAAGAAAAUGUAAACUCUAAUGUAAUUUUUUCAUCACCUCCUCCACAACCACAUACAGCAACAGCUUCAGUAACAACAGCAGCUUCAGCAACAACAGCAGUUACAGUAACAUCUCAAGAAAAUUGUACUGAACCAGGGGAGGGUUUAGUAGGAGGGCAUCAAGUUGGAACAAAACUAGAAGCUAAGUGUGCUUGUGGCCUUCCCAAAAGCUGCCAGGUAACUGAAGAGGUUUGUAAUUGCAAACAAAAUCUCCCUAAUAAUAGCUGUCAUUUGAAUCAGACGUAUCCAAAUAGUAUCUCUAAUAGAAACCUCUUUGAGGCUUUUAACAAAGAUUUGUCGACACAGCCCUAUGGCAUUCAGUCAGGGGAUCAUCGGCAUUCAAUGUCAGAGGCCUCUAAGAUUCAAAAUGCUUGUGAAAGAGACAUUAAAAACCAACAGGUGAGUCACUGCAGUGGUAGUGGCUUCCCUAAUUGUGGUGCAUCAACUUCAGGCACAUGCAGUUGUGAUAGAUCUGGCAGUGUUCAUACAUGCCUCUCUUUUGAGAGCCAGAUUGAUUUUUCGAACAUUGGUGACAAUUCAUCUUCUUCUUCCUCACUGAUGCAAACACAACAUGCUUCUGAUAAGCUGCAUAAAGCUCGAACGAAGGAUAGUCAUUGCUAUUGUAAUAAAUCAUUACCUUCCAUUUCUGAUGGUAAUGUAAAUGUUACUGCACCCUGCAAGUGCGUAUGUAAAACUAAAACUAAGUCAGGGAAAAAAUCAGACAAGUCUGCAAAAUGUGAUAAAAACCUUCAACAAACAUCUGAAAUCAAAGAUGGCAAAGAUACUCCAUCAAAAAGUUUAUAUGUUUCUAGUGGUAUUAAUGAGGAUAAAGUAAGUUCAGAAAUCCCUACUAGUGAUCGAUUACUUGAAAAACUUCAGUCUUGCAUAUCAUCACUUACUGGAAAUAAUGCAGGUUGCUCUACUGAAAAGUUUUUACUUUCUAAAAUAGAAAAAUCUUACAUUGACCGUUAUUGUCAGUUUCUGAAAUCUGUCAGCCAAUUUGAAAUGGCUUUACUCACGCAACAGAACAGUAAACCAAGUUCAAGGCGAAGAAAGAAUUAUGUUGUGGUGUAUCGCUGUGGAAUUUGUUGUGACUUUUUUGACCAGGUUUCUGAACUGAAAAAUCAUAUUCAAUCUAUUUGUAAAGCUUCUGUGUCAGAUCUUCAGAAUCUAACUGAAGCAGCUACAAUAUUCUGUGCAAAAGAUUCUGCUCUCAGCAAAAUUAAAUUCUUUAAAUGCCUUAAGUGUUUGCAAUACACAUGCACUCGUAAGGAAAUGGAUGACCAUUUGAGACUGUGUGGCGUACCCCUAGUAAAGAAAACUUCCAAAUCAACUAAUACCUCUUCCUUGGCAGAGAAAAGCCAAGUACAGAAAAAACCCUCAUUGACUUUAGAGGAUCCCAAAACAAAAGCACCAGAAAAAGAAGUGCCUAAAAAGCAGCAAGAAGUGGUUCCUUCUGUUCCUGGAACUGAAACAAUCAAUGUCUCAAAGCCAUCCAUUUGCCCUACUGAGGAGCAUUCAAUGAAGACUCCAGUCAGCAAAGAAGGCUCUUCAAGUGAUGUGACAACAUCUCCAGUUAUAAACGCCACCAUGGAGACAACCACAACGAACACUGUCUUCAAAUGUAAAGAGGAACAACUGGAGGUUGAUCCUGAAAACAAAGAGGAUAAAAAACCCAAAGUUAAACAAACGAGCGAAGAAUAUUUCAAGUGUCAGAUCUGCAGUCGUCUGCUGCUUGGCCCACAUCGACUUAGACUUCACCAGGAAGCUUGUAAGAAAAGGAAUGACAUCAGAAGACGUAUUAAAAAAACAAAUAUAGUGAAACCUUUAGUCAAUAUAAAAACAGAAGUUGUGACACCUGAUUCACAAGCGACAGAAGGGUCUACAUCUCAUCCACAAAAUAAUCUUACUACAGUGAAUACAACCAAAGUGAACCAGACAACUGUUACAGGUACCAGCAAAGUAGAAGACGCACCUUCUACUAUAGCAAACUUGCCCCAGCCAGAAAAACCUAAACAUUGUCCUGAUUGUGAACGUAUCAUCAAGUUACGUAAAGUCUCCCAACAACUGAGCUUAUCAGAAGCUCAAGUAAAAAUUGAACCAACUGAAAUUACUGACAAAAAUAACUCCCGUUCAGUUUGCAGUGAAGAAGAAAUUCCUAAUCAACCAAAUAGUUCUGUGCAGAAUUCCUCAAUGGCCCAUCAGGAAGUAGAAAGUAAAGCUGUGAAAACAGAUCAACCAGCAACUAGCUCUCAUAGAUCCAACAUGAACAAUGAUGAAUGUAUUAAGAGAACAAUGCUUCAGAUUAAGUCGGAAAUGGAAAAUCAGUUCUUACCAAGGAAACCAGUCAAACCAGAUAAACCUUUGCAAGAUUCUCCCCCUGUUGUUAAUAAAGUCAUUGAAACCAUUGAGACAAAGAGCGUUGUGAGUGAAGAUGAUCUGCUACUUGUUGGUGAUAGCACAAUGACGAUGUCCCCAAGUAGAAAGAUGCGUAUUUUAUCACCAUAUUGCCGAAAAUGCGAUUUCCAUUUUCGCAACCGUUCAAAUUUUGUAAAGCACCUUGCCAUUACUCAUCUCCAACCAUACACUAAGGAAACCGUCUCUGAAUUGAGCAAGCCUAUAGUGAUAUUUACUUGUGUAUAUUGUCAGAUUGCUUUUCGAGUUUGGUUUAAAUAUAUCAAUCACAUUCCCAACCAUGCGACACACAUUCUUAAAGAGCUGAACUGUCGAUGGAUUAAGGAAACAUGUCAAGAAGAGAAAACUGCAGUUGUUAGUGGCAAGGGAGCCCAAAAAAAGACACAGUUAAAACUUGUAUGGCCACCACCAGAGGAAGAAAUUGGGUCCUUUCUUAAAAGAAAACGAAGAAAACCAUCGAAAAGAAAGUUUAAUCGAAAUGCAAGCCUAAGUAAUAUUUCUCAAAGCACUAUAUCAAAUUUCAUGUCAGCCAGUUGUGAUGUUGAUAAUAAAACUAAACAAGAUGUUCUGCAUGUUAUGCACAAUCUUCUGCAAAGUAUUGUUGGCAUAAAUGAUCAAGUUCUAGCAAAUAUUGAUAGUGUGUCUUAUGCUAACAAGAAAUCAGUAAUGGAGACAUCUAAAGAGACAGCUGCUCAGUUGUUGCCAGAACCUUGUAAAUCACGAUUGUCACAAAAUAUUACUGCCAAAGAUAUGUAUGAAAUUUCUACAAAUACAGCUUCAAUGGAUGAAACUGUUCAGCAAACAGCUGCAUCUUUCAUUGAAGAUGUAACGUUGUGUAAAACUCCUAUAACAGCUAAUGAUAAAUCUGUUGUAGUUAAAGAAGACCAGGAAUUACCACUAUUGUCAGAUACAAGCCAGAGUAAACCAGAUAAACUGACGCUUGAUGUAAAUAGUGGCAAUUCUGGUGAUAAGGCGUUGUCUACUUUAAUUGAAGGCAGUGUAAAACCAGCUAGUACAGACCCAUCCACAAACAAUGUAACCAAAGCCUGUUUGUCAACAGUUUCUUCUGAGUCAGGAGAUAGUACAUCAUCUACUUUAGCUGAUAGCAACAAAAAAACAGCUAGUACAGAACCCAUCACAAACAAUGUAGUCAAAUCUUGUUUGCCUGUAAUCACCAGUGAGUCAGGAGACUGUCUCAAAGUAACCAAUACAUUGUCUGCAGAAGCUGUGAAAGCAGGCAGUUUGGAUAACAUAAAAUUGAAAUCUGAUGAGAGAAGUCAAGAACUGCCAGUAAAAGAUGCAUCACAGCCUGCACCAGAGACGCUUAUUCAUUCUACCACAAAACAAUCAGUGAAGAUGCCAAUUAUAUCCAGUAUUACACCUGAACUUCAGAAAAUAUGCCGGCUGACUAUGGAUAACAACUCUUUGUCACCAUCUCAGUGUUCAGCACUGGCAGUAACAACCCAGUCAGCAUUAUCAGUUAACAAGACAGCCACUUUGCCACAAGCUUCAGCCAUCAAUCCACCAGAUCCGUCCACUGCAACAUUUGACAAGACCUCUGUGUUGCCAACAUCACAAAAUCUUGAAAUGCAGUUGUCUCCUGCUUCAGACAAACCGACGAGAGAUUUAUUUGCUCUAAAUAAUAUACAGGUUCCAAAUUAUUUGUCAUUACCUGCCUUAACAUCAUCACCUCCAACUUCUGCAUUAAAUAUACAAUCGUCUUCCAUUUCAAAACUUCAACCAAGGUUCUGUCCUAGUUCAGAAGCUUCUGUUUUAAUGUCUUCAUCUAAAUCUGAUGUAUCAUCGUCACCUUUAACUUCUUCUGUUACUGACACUUCUGAAGUAGCUAACACAUUGCUACCUCAGUCAGUCACUCCAAACCAAACCUAUUCUUCUAAGCAAACUGUUGUCUCUAAAGCUAUUUCUCCAGUAUCAUCUACUCAUUUAACUCCAUCUUCUUCUCACUCUGUUCCUUUUAGCUCUGACACACAAACUUCACUACCCAGUACAUUAGGAUCUAGUACCUCACAAACUACUCCUCACUCUCUAAAUAGUCCCCAGGUUUGCACUGCUACUUCAAGCAAAUACACUCUCCCUCAUCUAGAUAUAUCGCUUGCACCAGUAAAACACCAAACUCCCAUUUCUUCAUUAGAUCCCAAGAUUUUGGUCCCGUGUUUAUCUACAAAUAUUAUUACUCCAACUCUUACUGAAACAUCAACCAAUAUCUCCUCAUCAAACCCAAAGGUUUCAGUAUCAACUUUAUCUCCAAAUACCAAACUUGUUUCUUCUACUCCAAUUCCACUUGGUCCAGACUCAUCAAAAAGUACCCCACUACUAGUUUCUAAUUCAUCAUCAGACACAAUGUCUGAAGUACCUAGUGUCAGGGUUAUUCCAUCUGCCACUAAAAUUCCAGAACUUAGCUCAUCACCUAAUACUAAGGCUCCAGUAUCCAACUCCUCAACAUUCACUUCCUCUUCUGCUACUGAUACUUCAACUCUUACCUCUUCCUCUACUAUGAUCCCAUCAUCUCUAGCGGCCAGCUCCUCAUCUACUACCAGUACUCUAAUACCAAGUUCAUUACAUAUUAAUGAUAAUAGGGCAUCUGACAUCCUCCCUGUUAUCAAGACUUCAGUUUCCAGUUCUUUGUCUUCUACUGAAACUGCAGUUGCCAACACUUCUAUUUCUGGUUCCUUGCCUGCCACUGACACUCCAAAAUCGUGUUCGUCAUCUGAAACCUCAUCUUCUAGUUCAUUUCAUAAGCAAAAUUUUGAUGCUCAGAAUAGCUCCCUAGGACUCAAAACCAUACUGCAAACUGAUAGUUUAUCUCAUUCUCUCGCUCCUGCAAAGAUAUUACCUGCUGUUUCUGAAAACAAUUUGAUGGUUUCUCGUUCAGUUACUCCCACUAUCUCAACUAAUUUUUCUCCUCUUCUUAAGAACUCAACUAAUAAUUCUGCUGCCAGUUCUCUGUCAGUUAUCAAUAAUCACUUGGCUGAUUCUUCUGGUACAUCAUCCCUUGUUCCCAUUGUUUUGGUUAGUCCUGUUUCUGCAUCAAGUUCUAACACCAAAGCAUCCAGUGGUAGUUUUGUACAACCCCCAACUCCUAGUCCUUCAGAUCUCAACAUUUCCACAUCUAAUUCUUCAAGUUCCAAUGUCAACAUUAUGAGUAAGUCACCUCCAACUUCCAGUCCUACUGUGACUGAAAAGACUCCAGUUACCAUCUGUGUUCCAACUGAAAGAGAUCCCCAACCUAUCUCUACUUCUGUAUCACCCAUUUUUACUUCUCCUACUGCUCCUUUGAAGAUAUCUACUCCUAUUCCCAGCUCCACUUUUACAUUGAAUUCUUCUGAUCUACAAACUACAAAAAGAAGUACAUCUGAUACCAAGACAUUAGUUACUGACUUGUCUUCAUCUUCAUGUACACCCAAUGUAUCUGAAUCAUUGCCAUUAACCUCUGGUAUUACUGCUUCUAGUUCAUUGUCAACAUCUAAGACUUCAAUUCCCAGUUCAUCUGAUCCACAACUUUUGUCACCUGGACUAAAAACUAUUAGUUCAAGUGCUGAUACAAAGCCACUAGCACUUAAUGAUCCUAAUUCUAUGAAAUCAAGCACAAGUGGUAGUUUCACAACCUCAUCAGACAGCAAAUCUCUUGGCACCAAAACCUCAGCUCCUGACUUGACUGAUAGUCCUAAAAUCUUGGCUUCCAGCUCUAUCAAUAGCCCCAAGAUCUUGGUGCCCAUUUCUUCUGAUGGUCCCGAGAUGUUGGCUUCUAGCUCUUCUGAUAACUGUAAGACCUUAGCACCCACCUUCGCUGAUACCUCUAUCACAACAGCUUCCAGCUCUACUCAUAAUCCUAGAACUUCAACUGAUUGUCCAAAAACAGAUAAUUCUAAGAUGCUACCUACCAGUUUGACUACUAAUACCACUUCUACUUUACCUAAAGCACUUGACUCAGUUUCUUCUGUCACCAAACUGUCUUGUACAGUUUCAUCCUCCACUCCCAACUCAGUAAAAUCUACCAUUCUCAAAACACUGCCACCUAACAGCACAUCUAUUAAAACAAAAUCACUUGAUACCUCUGGACCUCAGAAACCAAUGACUUCCAGUGACUCAUUCUCUAUGACAACACCAGUCAUAUCAGUUUCUGUGACACCAACACCCAGCUCUACAGAUCCCCCUAAGCCUACUUAUUCUCCUUGCACAUCAUCUCCUACUUCUACAGCUAACCCUCAAACUCUGGAUCUCAGCUGUACAUCUGUUCCCUCUAACUCUACAUCAUCCCCCAAGGCACCAGCUUCUCACUCUACAUUUGUCUCCAAAGCUCCAGUACCUAGUUCUACAUCUUCCCCUAACAUACCAGUCUCCAGCUCUACAUCUGUCCCCAAAACUCAAUCACUCACCUCAACAGCUGUCUCUAAAACACCAGCCCCCAUUUCUACCAUUUCCUCCAAAACUCCAGCACCUAGUUCUACUACUACCCCCAGGACACCUGACUCUAGUUCCACAUCUGUCCCCAAAAUGUUAGCACCUGGUUCUACAACUCCCCUCAACACACCCAUCCCUAAAACUCCAACACUCAGUUCUACACCUAUCUCCAAAACAACAACACUCACUCCUACAGCCACCUCUAAUUCAUCUGCUCCUAACUCUGUUGCUUCUCCAGCACCCAGUGUUAAAGCCACAUCUACAGCACCAACCCCCAACUCUGCAUCUCUCCCAAAAAUUACAGCACCUAGCACUACCGCUUCUCCCAGCUCUACAUCUACCCCCAAUUCUACAGUUAUCCCUAAGAUACCAACCACCAGCUCUAUAUCUCUCUCAAAAAUUUCAGCAACUAUUACUACCGCUACCCCAAACUCUUCACCUGUUCUCAAAACUCCAGUACCCUGUUCUACAGCUACUCCUAAGACGCCAGUUCCUAGUUCUACAUCUGUUCCUAAAAUCCCAACAAGCAUCUCUGCAGUUGCCUCCAAGACACCAGCCCCCACCACAUCUUCCUUGAAGACAUCACACACAGUCACUACAUCUUCCUCUAAGGCAGCAGCACCCACAGUGACAACUGUCCCUAAAACAUCAACAACUACAAAAAUAUCUACAAUCAAAACUCAAGUGUCUUUCUCCAAGACACCAGCCUCCACUACUGUAGAUCCCCCAAAGACACCAGCCUCCACCAUAACAGAUGUCCCGAAAACACCAGCCUCCACCACUAUAGAUGCUGCAAAGACACCAUCCUCCACCACAACAGAUGUCCUAAAGACACCAGUCUCUACUGCAGAUGUCCCAAAGACACCAGCCUCCACCACCAUAGAUGUCCCAAAAACACCAGCUUCCACUACUACAGAUGCCUCAAAGACAGCAGCCUCUACCACAACAGACACCCCAAGAAUGCUAACACCCACAACUUCAUCUGCUCUCAAAACAACAGUGCUCACCUCUACAUCUUCCUCCAAGUCUUUAACUCUUAACUCUACAUCUAACACUUCAGAAACUACCACUACAACUCUUUCUAUGAUUCCACUACCCAGUUCAAACUCUCAACACAGUACUCCAACAUCAAUUUCUACUUGUAUUCAAAAGAAUUUAGCAUCUAGCUCUACAUCUUCCCCACAGGUCCCUUCACAUAGCACUAAUUCUACCCACAAGGCUUCACCAGCCAGUAUUGUUUCUACAACAAAGACCUUGGCUGCCAAUACUGCAUCUGCACUCCAGAUCAAACCAAUAGCACCCACUUCUACAACUACCCCCAAGCCACCAGCAGCCACCUCUACAACUACCCCCAAGCCACCAGCAGCCACCUCUACAACUACCCCCAAGACACCAGCAGCUGCCUCUACAACUACCCCCAAGACACCAGCGCCCCCUUCUACAACUACUUCCAAAACAUCAACACCCAUUUCUACAGCUACUUCCAAGACAUCAGGAUCUAUCUCUACCACUACCCCCAAGACACCAGCACCCACUUCUACAUCUACCCCCAAAACACCAGCAUUCACCUCUACAACUACCCCCAAAACACCAGCACCCACUUCUACAACUAAUCCUAAGACACCAGCAACUACUUCUACUAUUACAAACAAAACACCAGUAAUCACUUCUACAUCUUCCCCCAACACAUCAGCAUCCAUUUCUACAGCUGCACCCAAGACAGCCAUCCCAAGCAUUACAGCUGUCUCUAAGACACCGGCAAUCAGCUCUACAAUUGCUUCUAAGUUACCAGCACCCAGCCCUGCAUCUGCCUCUAAAACACCAGUGCUCACCUCUACAAUUAUUCCGAAGUCACAAGCCCCUGUCUCUGCAGCUGCCUCUAAAUCAGCAGCACCCAACUCAACCUCUUCCCCCAAUACACCAGCACCCACCUCUACUUCUGCUCCAAAGACACCAGCACCCACUUCUACAACUACUCCCAAUACACAGGCCUUCAGUUCUGUAUCUUCCCCUAAGAGCCUGGCUCCCAGCUCUACCUCUUCUCCCAAGACUCAAGCACCAACUUCUACAACUACCCACAAGACACAAACACCUAGCUCUUCUUCAACCUUACAAACAUCAUCACCCAAUUCAUCUUCAUCUACAACACCAACACCCAUUUCUACAAUACCAGCACCCACUUCUACAACUACCCACAACACAUCAUCACCAACUUCUACAUGUACCCCCCACCUUCCAUCACCAAACUCACCACCUACUCCUAGCACACCAUCACCUAGCUCUUCAACUCUCAAAACCUCAACACCCAGCUCUUCUUCGGCCCCCAAGACACCAGCAUUCAGUUCUACAGAUACCCCCAAAAUACUAGCAUCCAACUCUACAGCUAAAUCCAUAUCACCAACCACUACAGCUGUUUCUAGGGCCCCAGCUCUCAGCUCAACAUCUGCUCCCAAGACACCAGAACCCACCUCUUCAGCUAUCACCAAGGCACCAGCCCCCAGUUCCACCUCUACCAAGGCACCAGCCCCCAGUUCCACCUCUACCAAGGCACCAGCACCUGCCCCCAGUUCUACAACUGCUCCCAAGGCACCUGCCCCCAGUUCUACAACUGCUCCCAAGGCACCUACCCCCAGUUCUACAACUGCUCCCAAGCCACCAGCACCCAGUUCUACAACUACUCUCAAGGCACCAGCCCCCAGUUCUACAUCUAGCACCAAAACACCAGCCCCCAAUUCUGCAACUACUCCCAAGACACCAGCCCCCAGUUCCACAUCUAACAUGAAAACAUCAACCCCAAAUUCUACAUCUACUCCCAAGGCACCAACUACUACCACUAUUUCUACCAAAACACCAACUCCCAGUUCUGCAACCACUCCCAAAGUUCCAGCACGUAGUUCUACUACUACUACUAGCAAAACACCAACCCCCAGUUCUACAUCUAGUACCAAAACACCAGUAAGUAUUACAACAACCCCCAAGACGCCAGCACCCAAGAUAGCUACAGUCACCUCUACAACAACUUCUAAAGCUUCAUCACUUAGCUGUACCUCUUCUCCUGCAGUACCCAGUUCUACUUCAACCUCCAACACACUCCUAUCCAAGUCUCCCCUCAAAUCUACUGUGGCCCUUUCCAAUACUACAUCCAAAUCUCUGGCACCCAGCUCUGCCUCUCCUUCCUCUACCACUAUUACUGUUGCAUCCAAGACAACAGUGCCUACUUCUACCACUGCUUCUAAGACAACAGUUUCUACUUCUACCACAACUCCUAAGACUACAGUUCCCAUUUCUACCACUACUUCUAAGAUCAUAACUCCUAUUUCUACCACUACUUCUAAAACUACAACUCCUACCACUACUUCUAAGACUACAGCUUCUACCUCUAUCACUACUUCUACCAUUGCUUCUCCUUCCUCUGCUAUUGCAUCGAAAACAACAGUGCCUACUUCUAAGGCUACAGCUCCUAUUUCUACUAUUGCUUCCAAGACUACAACUACUACCACCACUGCUAAGACAACACCUCCUACUUCUACCGUCACUGCUAAGACUACAGCUCCUACUUCUAAGACAACACCUGCUACUUCUACCGCUGCUUCUAAGACAACAACUCCUACUUCUACCACUGCUUCUAAGACAACAACUCCUAUUUCUACCACUGCUUCUAAGCCAACACCACCUACUUCUACCACUGCUUCUAAGACAACAGCUCCUACUUCUACCACUGCUUCUAAGACAACACCCCCUACUUCUACCACUGCUUCUAAGCCAACACCCCCUACUUCUACCACUGCUUCUAAGACAACACCCCCUACUUCUACCACUGCUUCUAAGACAACACCCCCUACUUCUACCAUUGCUUCUAAGACAACACCCCCUACUUCUACCACUGCUUCUAAGACAACAGCUCCUACUUCUACCACUGCUUCUAAGACAACAGCUCCUACUUCUACCACUGCUUCUAAGACAACACCCCCUGCUUCUAGCACUGCUUCUAAGACAACAACUCUUACUUCUACCAUUGCUUCUAAGACAACACCCCCUACUUCUACCACUGCUUCUAAGACAACACCCCCUACUUCUACCACUGCUUCUAAGACAACAGCUCCUACUUCUACCACUGCUUCUAAG
Molecule: messenger RNA, 13031 nt
Organism: Octopus bimaculoides (California two-spot octopus)
Lineage: Eukaryota; Metazoa; Mollusca; Cephalopoda; Octopoda; Octopodidae
Biological process (GO): regulation of transcription by RNA polymerase II
Cellular component (GO): nucleus
Molecular function (GO): DNA binding; DNA-binding transcription factor activity, RNA polymerase II-specific
Source: RefSeq, a predicted model, not a curated record